AUGGAGCCAGUAGAAACAGGAGGAAUUGCCAACAUUUGGGUAGGCAGCAACCAAAAGAGCAUCACAGUUGAUGACCAGCAGACCAACAGUGCGGACAUUCAUUCUGUGACUGACACAACUACAACCCCCAGAAACACACCUACGCUUCAGAACACAGCUCCCAUUAAUGAAGACAUUGUUACCUCUGAAGCCACAUUUGCCAUAACAUCCAAAAGCAUCACCACAGCUCACCCUAGCCCAAACACCGUACAUCAAAAGCACAUCAGCCCAGCCUUUGAGAAUGAUACUGCUACUGUUGGCCGUAGGGGGAGAGACACUUCGGGAAAAAGCCACAUCAGCAUCACGAAAGCAGCUCGUAGCAAGUCAUAUUCUAGAGAUGCACCUAGAGAAGUCUUAAGCUGGGAGUCCUCUUUCAAGUCCAAAGAUGCCCCAGGAAAUGCUAAUUCCACAGCUUCUGAAGAUGCCUUGAGCAAAGGAUGUGUUAUCAAGGCGAGCUGUGCUGAAAAUAAGGCAUCUGCAACUGAGGAGACCAGCACAGUUCUUGGAAAGAUCUCCACCACGGGUGACAAUUUCUACAAAACUCCUAGAAAUACCGCUAUGGAUGAAAGCAACAGGGACACUGCUGUCGACGUCACUCUUGGAAUCAGCUGCACUCCAACAAUUGCCCUAGGAGAUAUUUGCAACAGAAAGUCAGUUCCUGCUCCUGGAGAUAGCAAUAGCAUCACUUUUGGAGAAAAGGCUAUUGAUAGCUCAUUCUUUGGAGAGGUCUUCAAUACUGGAGACACUGCAAUUGCUGCCACUGUCUUUGGUGCCACUGUGGAUACCAAUGGCGCUCAAGUAACCUCAAGCCCUGAGGACUGUACCACUAAAGUGGGUGACAUCACCAGUUUCUGUGAUGAGUUAACCAGUGGUGCUAACCCUGUUUCUGACCCUGGAGACAUUUCAGCCACCACUUUUAAAGAAAUGUCCUUCUCUAGCCCUGAAAAUGCCACUGUCUUCUCAGGGGGCGGCACUACCAACCUUUUCAGUGCGGAGAAUUCAGUUGUCACUACAGCAUUUUCAGCUCCCUCCCAACCACCUUCAGCUGUUGUCUCUACAAACAUCAGCCUGGCUCUUGAUGGCAACAACACAACUUCUAGUCCUAGAGAUAGUCCUACCAAUGGAAACAAAACAGGAACUGUGUCUAGAGAAGCCAACGUUUCCUCUAGUACUGCUACAACAUCCAGAGAAACCCACAAAGCCUCCACAGAUGGCAGUCUUAACACUUCUGGCAAUAUAUCCACCCCUGUCCCUUUAGGGGCUGUCACAACAGACUCUGGAAACUCCGUCACCAUUCCUAGUGAGAAUGACAUGUCCCUUGGGAGCAUCACGACCACUUGUUUAGACACUGCCACCGUUAACGAGCCUUUUUUCAUUCUCCCUGGAAACGUGACCAAUGUUGUCGGCAUCAUAGACACUACAACUGGUAUGUUUAAAAACAUGGCCACAAUCCAUGGAAAUAUACCAGCCACUAUUGUAGUAGAGACCAUCACCAUAGCCUACCCUUCCGAAGAAAUUGCCACUGUGCCAUCUUCUGGCGAUGUCAGGGAGACGCCCACUCCCAGAGAGGAAGCUAGCACUGAGUCUGAAAAUUCAAGCGUUACACCUAGCUCAAUUCAUGUCCGUGAGAAUGCUAAUGCUGCUGGAUAUAUUGAUAUCAGAGAUUGUGGAGAUAACACAAUCAGGGAAGACAGCGUUGCAACUGCUCCAGAAAAUGCCAACCAAACCGAACUCUUAACUUCCUCUUUGAAGGGUGCCAACAUCAGUUCCAGAGAGAACCUCGACACCUCUCUUAAAAAGACAUGUAGAGAUACCACUGCAAUUGUUCCUUUCGUUGAAAGCACUCCCAUUCCUGUUGGUACUAAAAUGACAGCAACUCCAGGAAACACACUCACAAACAUGGUUGGGAACAUGGUCGCCAUGAACCAGGGGUCCACCGUUGUCUCUGGAGAUGCACUUAGCACCACCUCUGACGAGGACACCACCUUUAGACACAAGGACAGUAGUGAUUGUCUUGGUGACAAUGCCACCCCUGGGAAUGACACCGCCACCAUGUCCACAGAGGAAAACUGUUUUCUUCAUGAUGGUGCUAUCACCACUGUCUCCAGUGAAACCUUUGCUGCAUCCCAAGAUACCACCUUGAAUGUUCCUGGAUCUGUUACUAUCACCACUAUCUCUCAGGACACCACUGGAACAGAACUUGGGAAACCCUCAGAAACUAUAGCUGACAAAACCACUAUAGCUUCUGGUAACAUCCCCACUACCCAUGAGAAAACUGCCAGCACUGGUGUCAUUAUUCCUACAAAUAUUUCCAGGAGUGAACGUGCCAGAGAGGCCACUACUAGAGACACAACCACCACACUGGAUGACCGGUGUGCUCCUGCUCUUCAGAGCACCGGUGUUGCAACUCCUGAAGAAGUCACCGUCCCAAGGACUUCUAUGGCAUCUAGAGAGGCAACUACGAUUCAUUUAGAGAAUGUCAGUGCCACUGUGACCACCUCUACUGCUUCUGAGGACACCUCUAUCACCUCUGCAGGUGCUACUCCCACCAUUGGAAAAAAUACUAUGGAUGUUGUUUCUGGAGAUGUCUCCACUUCUACCUACAGUGCAGCACAGGACAGAAAUCUGAAUGCCAGUACUAUUGCUGAUGACAGCAAAGCCCCUUCAGAUGCCACCAUGGCUGUUUCUGAGGUUGCCACACCAAACCCCGGGUCUGCUACGAACAUUUCUUUGCUCUCAACAGAAAUAGAAAAUGAUGCUGCAGAAGACACUACCACCAAGGACACACCUGGCUCUUUGCUAAUCAGCACAACUAAGAGCAGAGACACCUCCACCGACACUCCAGAGGAGAUGUGCUAUGGAGACAGAGUUGAUUCUGUGUACAGUGAGACCACCACAAUCAGGGGGCAUAUGCCUACCCCUAGUUUAUCAUUCUCAGCUGGAACUAGUAUUCAAGAGGCCAGCACAAGUCCAGGAGAUACCACCCCUGCCUUUAGUUGCACCACCAAAAUUCCAGAGGGUGCACACCUUGUUAACUCUGUGCACAAUGAGAUGCUCCUUGCCCUUGAGCAGGCAUCCUGUAGGAAAACAACCAGUAGUGGAUGUGUCAUUGCUGAAGCCACCACACAAAGUGAGAGGAACCUAACAGAAAAUGCUUCUGGCUCCUCUGGAGACAAGAAGAUAUGGAUUGAUACUCCCAUGUUGGUAGGAACUGAGAAAGGGACACCACGCCCCAGUGUAACUAGCAGGACUUUUAAAAUAUCUGAAGUCACUACUACUUUUGAAGAUGCCAGAUACACUGCUGCUACCAGUGCUUUUUCUGUAUUUGCUAAUGAAGACAACAACACCACGGCAACGUCUGUAGGCACCAACUUCAUUCCUACCACCAAAUUCAAGGAACCUACUGCUACCAAUGUCUCAGGAGAUGUUUCUCAAACCACCAUCCUUGGGGGAGAUGCUAUCACCAUCACCACCACUACCAUGGGAGCCACAUCCACAGUUGCUUCCCUUAGAGAUACUGUCAUGGCCACCCAGGAUUUUCCUGAAGAUAUUACCACUGUUUCUAAAAACAUAUCUACUAACAUCCUUCAGGAUACCCCAAAACUGGGAGAAAUAGUUACCUCAGAGGAUACUGCUGCUACUACUUCUCUCAGAGACAUCAGAAUCCAUUGUGAUGUCCUUACUCGGGGGACAAGAUCUUCUGCAGACACUCACAUCCUUGAAGAAACCUCUGAUCUAGCUAAGAUUAUUCCAAAAGAUGAUCUCAGAGGUAACCUUUCUGAUUGCAGGACUAUAGUUACAACAAAUGUAAGCACUAGUACCAGCAAUACCUUGAGUGAUACUGUUUCUACUCCUGAUAAUGCUACUUCUGUGUUCAGGAUCACUACUAGCUCUGAUGGAAUUCCAACUUCUAGGGAUGUCCCAGCCACCAUUGUAAGUGCCAGGAUGCAGGAUCAGACCACAAUCACUGAGGCUCCCACUGUUGUCCCUGAGAUUUGCUCCUUUGCUACAGGAGAAAAUGUCACCACCAUCACACAAACUGUCACUGGAGAGGCCACCAUGGCUACUGUCCCACAAGGCACAGUCACCGGUAAUGUCACCAUCAUCAAUAAUCCUGAAAAUGCUGCCAAUAUAACAGUCAGCCCUAGAGAUGCGGAUGAUGAUGCUUCUAAUCCAUGGGACAGAACCACUUUGACCCUUGAAGCAAUAGUCCCCACAGGGAAGACACCUUCCUUGGGUAAUGCAAUCAAUGUGACCACACCUCUAAGAGAAGCCAGUGCUCAUCCACACAGCUUCCCUCCUACAGAGGCAUUCAGCACUCCGGACAGCACCCUUUAUGGUGACACCACUGGUCACCCAGGAGCAGUAUUCAGUCCAAGCCUGGACACUAUUUCCAUACCAGGAGAUACUUCUAAGAUACCUGAGACAUGCAUUGCCUUGGACAAUUCCAUCCUUCCCACCCAAUUGGUUGAUGGAACUGACCUGCCUGUUGCCACUGAAGACACUUCUACCCCUAAAGCCACUCCUAGCAUUACCACUUCUGAAGACCUGAGCAUUAUCACUGUUGCCCCUGAAGCUACCACAGUUCCUGGAUGGGCAAAUGCCAAUGAAUAUAGAGGGGCUAUUGCUACCCCUGUCCCUGAGCGUAACCCCACCACAUCAGAUGUCAUUGUCCUUUCUUCUGGAGAUAGUACCACAGGCCUCUCUGGUAGCCAGGACACAAUCACCACUGCCACACCCUCUGAGGAUAUCAUCGCCACUGAAGAUGCUGCCGGGGCCCCUGGAUACAACACUUCUGACACCAUUGCUCCAACAGCCACUGCACUUGGAGACAUUCACCCCACCACUGAGACUGCUUCGGGAAAGGUCACCAGCACAAUCAGAGGCAGCCCAGAAAAAAGAGGUGCUUUUACAAAGAUCUCCAGACCUAUUCUUGAAAACACCAGCACCAAGUAUGAAGCUUCUAGUCCUAACCCUGGAAGCCACUAUGGGAAGACACCAACAUCUGACACUGUAUCUAUGCCUAUGACUAAUUUGGCCCCCUUUGGCAGUGAUUUCCCCAAAUCUGUCAUUCAUGCAGGUGAAAUGGCAACUGAUAAAAUUCCUGAUAGUAGUGCAAAUGUUGCCAACAAAGCCUCUAGUGGAAACUCUACCUCUACCAGUGGAGGUAAUAGUUCUUUCUCUGAAAGCUUCGCCACCUCUGAAGGGCCAGUUACUUCCAGGCAGAUCAGCAUGGCAGCUAUGCUUGAAGACACUGAGACACAGAAAGAUACCUCUGGGGCAAGCGGUUCCCUUGAAGAGACACCUGUCACUGAGGUGCGUUCCGUCUCUGAAAUGAACCUUACUUGUAGAGAAGACACCAACAUCACUCCUGAAACUACAGUUACAGAAGAUCCCAUAUUGUUCCCUAUUGCUGCUGCCAUCACUCUAAGCAGUGGAACCAUCCUUUCCCAUAGUGAGACUACAUCUCUAGGGAAAUCUACAGACCUAAGCUUGAGAACCAUCUCUUCAGCAGAUUCCAUCGCUAGGACUUUCACCAACCCAAGAGACGAUGCCCAUAUUUUCCCCGAGGUAAUAUCUGUCCCGUCCUCUAGAGGCACUGGGAAAGAGAGCUCAGCUAUUGGGACCACUCUUGGAACUGUUGAGGCUCAAACUUCUAAAGCUACUCCUCCUUCUGAGGAGAGUCUCGUCCCUGGUGACACCAGUGUUUCUGAAGAUACCAGUACUACGGCAGCCACAUUUGACACUGGAAAGGCCUCCACAUCUGGUGCUAACAGUGUAUUGGAAAAACACUCCAGUUCAGAAGCAGCAUAUACCACUACCAUCAGCAGUGCAUCUUUCCCUGGGAUUAUUGACUCCACACCUUGUGACAGUGAUAGACCUGAUGAGACACUUCCUUCUGGGAAAGUCACCACCAUUGAUGACUAUGGUAAGAUACCCAGUUCCAGAGCUACCACUUCUCCUAGAGAGGCUUUGGUAUUUCAAGACAAAGCUACCAGUGCUUCAAGACACCCAAACACCCCUGAAAAUAUCAGAAAUGCACCUGAAAACUCAAUGGCCGAAGUCAGCAUUCCUGUCUCUGGAAGCAACAGUGCUGCUCUAGAUGAUCUCGUGACCACCACGCUUGACAAGUCCAAUGACACCCACACUAGAGACUCUGCUACUAUUGAAAGGGCCCACGAUAUCAGUUACAGAAAAAGACCUACUCUAAAACUGAGAGAAGCUGAUACUAGCACACUCACAGGCAUUGCAAUGGUUCCAGGAGGGUCUUCCACCAUCCCUCCAGCAGAAGCAACCACCGUCACAUCUGGAAAGACCAUGGACAACAGUUCAGAGAGCCCUAUGUCCACAGAACAGAACAGUGCAACUGUCUCUGGGGACCCCUCAGCUGCCCCAGGAUUGGUCCUCAAUGCCAACUUCGGAGAGACUAAUAUUGCUAUAACUGGAAAGACCACGGAUCCCACCACUAGAUCCAUGGAUCCAGGUGUGACUCUAGCUAUUAGUUUGGGAGAGGUGCCUGAUGCCGCCACGUUUGGAGAAAGUGUUGACACUACUGCAGAAACUCAUGGACACAACUUGGCUGACCUGGAAGUGUCUCUUAUUGACACCCCAAGAGGAGUUGCCAAACCUGGAAAUGCCACUGAAGCCACCCAAAGAGAGACCCCCAAGGCCAUAUGUGAAACCACCACAGUUAUUCACAGGAAAAUAUCGCCCGUGGUCCCUGGGAAGGCCCCCACCACUGCCACCUCUGGAGCAUUCCCUUCCACCGUUCUUGGUGAGAUUCCACCUGCUGUCUCUGAAGAUGCUGCCAUGGACUCUAAAGAGAGUCCUCCUGCUGCGCCUACAGAGAACGCUCCUGUUGCUGCCCCUACCUGCAAAAAGGCUCCUGUGGUUGCCCCCAGAGGGGUUACCUCCGCUUCCCAAGGAAAAUCCAAAAUUACCAAGCCAGGUAAGCGAGAUACAAUCUAGGUUUUGUGAAUGCUAGCUAAAUAUCAUUUUAUUUGUUAACUGAUAUACCACAAAAUGACAAAAUAAGCUUCUAAGCCAUGGGUAGGCAAACUAAGGCCCGGGGGCUGGAUCUGGCCCAAUCGCCUUCUCAUUCUGGCCCGCGGACGGUCCUGGAAUCAGUAUGUUUUUACAUGAGUAGAAUGUGCCUUUUUAUUUAAAAUGCAUCUCCAGGGUAUUUGUGGGACAUAGGAAUUCGUUCAUUCCCCCCAAAAAAAUAUAGUCUGGCCCCCCCACAAGGUCUGCUGAAAAAGCUUGCUGACCCCUGUUGUAAGUAGUUUGCAAAAUAUUUUUUUAAAAGUUGCAUGAAUUUUAAAAUAGAAACAUCCAUAAUUAAACUAUUUGUUGAUUUAAUGUCCUUACUUUGGAAUAUGGAAGAUAAGUCGGCCUUUUGGGUAACCAGGCCUGCAAUUGCUUAGGCAUAGCUCAGUCGGUAGAGCAUGAGACUCUGAAUCCCGGGGUUGUGUGUUCAAGCCCCAUGUUGGGCAAAAGAUCCCUGCAUUGCAAUGGGUUGGGCUAGAUGAGCCUCACGGCCCCUUUCAACUCUACGAUUCUAAGACCUUAAAAUAGCCACCGCAAGUCCCUCAGCACUGACAUCACACAUGCCUGGGUGAGGGACACAGCUCUGUCCCCUAAGAAGCUUGUGUACAAUAUUGCACCCAGGUGUCCAUUGGUCUUUGGGGUCGUCAUAUGUGAUUGGGCAACCAUUCUGAAAUCUUAGCCCCUGGUUUUCAUAGUGGAAAGCAGGCCUUUUGAAAGAGGCAUAGGCGUGGGAGCUAUGAGUUCGCUCCUGGCACAUCCUUCCAGCCCAGUUUUUGUGUGUUCUUGAUUGAGAUGCCAGAAGCCAACCUUCCUGUUUUAAUUAAUGCACCACCUCUUUCCACAUGAACCUACCCAGACCCUGAGAUCAUCUUCCGAGGCCCUCCUUCGUGUGCCUCCUCCUUGAGAGGUCCGGAGGGUGGCAACACGAGAAUGGGGCCUUCUCUGCAGUGGCUCCCCAUCUCCCCAGGGAAGUUCGCCUGGCGCCUUCACUAUACACUUAUAGGCACCAGGCAAAAACAUUCCUUUUUAACCAGGCCUUUGGUUGACCUGAUGGACAUCCUAUACCCUUUUAAAAUGUGGAUCUUUUUUUGGGGGGGGUGUUAUUGGGUUAUUGCUCUUAUUUUGAUUUCAUACGUUGUGAUCUUUUCUGUGAACUGCACUCAGACCUCUGGGUAUAGGGUGGUAUAUAAAUUCAAUAAAUAAAAAUAAAUAAAAUAAAAAUUAAAAAUAUGUGGCCCUGCCACAGCACACCCCAGACCAGUCCUUUCCCCAGCUAUCAGACCGUCUUACAGCCAGGGGCGGAGGAAGGGGGGUGCGGUGGGUGCGGGUUGCCCCAGGUGUCACCACUGAGGGGGGUGACAAAAUGCCGGGCGGCACUCACCGCAGGGCCUGCAGUGCACCCGAGCCACACAUAUCUCCUGGGAAAGACACAGUGGCUUGGCCACGCUGCCCAAACGGUCCACCCACUGCCUCCUCCCCAGCUGUUGGGUGGCUGAGUGGGAGGAGGCAGGCAGUCUCUGGAGGCCCCAUGGAGCGCCCUGCCCCUAUGGGCAGCUCACCCCGCCCAGGCGCCCGAGAGGCUUCCUCUGCCACUGCUUACAGCAGUUUAGUUACUUUCCAGACCCUUGAUCAUCUUGGUUGCCCUCCUCUGCACACGUUCCCGCUUGUCAACAUCCUUCUUAAGUUGUGGUGCCCAGAACUGGACACAGCAUUUCAGGUUUGGUCUGACCAAGGCAGAAUAGAGUGGGACUAUGACUUCCCUUGAUCUGUACACCAGACUUCUGUUGAUGCAACCUACAAUAGCAUAAGCUCUUUUUUUGCUGCUGCAUCACACUGUUGACUCAUGUUAAGCUUGUGGUCCACCAAGACCACAGGGUAACUGCAAAGCACUCUGCACAUGACCAGAGUCUCAUUGACUCAUGUGACGAAAGCAUUGAAAACAAUUUCCACUGACCACAAAGGGCAAGCAUAAGCUCCAGAUGAAGCAGCAGCAAGCCAGAUGAGAUUAAAGCAGCUCAUUCUUUCUCUCCUUGUCUCCUGCAGUGACCCUUCUGCCAUAUUGGCCCACGCUGCUCAUCGGCAUGCUGGUCAUCCUGGUAUUGGCUGUUGGAUUUUGCAUGGUAAGGAAGACAGGCACUUCACACACACCCCAGACAUUGUCAGAUAUACCCUUAUUGGGUGUGUAGAGGACAUUUGUUUGUUUAAUUUUAAUAAUAUUAUUUUAGAUUAGAGGAAAUGGGCAGGGUGGGGGUAGGGGUGGCAAUUGUCUUGUUAUUUAAAAAAGUCUUAGGUGUUUUCUAAGCCUGGGAAUAAUGGAUUCUGCCUACUUCCAAGAUGAAAAAGCACAACAAAUUAAAAUUUAUGGAUAUUUUUCAGUUUAGAAAAGGACCAAAACAGUGGGGAUUUUUCCCCCACUUUUAAAAAAACAAAACCCUAAUUAGCUGGGGGGUGGAGAAAGAAAAUUGACACUUCUAGAGAAAACUGCAUGAACUUUAAAAAGCAAGUAGAAGGAUUUUAAAGAAACAAUAUAUGGAGGUUUUCGAUAUUAAAGAUUUUUAAAGGGAGGGGCAGAAUUUUGCCCAAAGGCUUAGGACAAUGAGGAAUUCGAGGAGGAGAGGAGAGUUAUGCACGCCAGAUGUUUUAAUGCACCUUUCCCAAAAUCAGAUAGAAGGUGUUUUUUGUUUUUUUAUAUAUAAAAUAUUUAUUGAAAUUUUCAAAGUGUUACAACAUAAAAUAAAAGCAAAAGAAAAUACAAAAUAAAAAUAGUUAACAAAGUAGAAAAAGAAAAAAAAACAAACCCCUUCCAACCAUACGAAUACAAAUUCAAAAAUAAGAAAAAAAAGACAGAGAAAAAACAAAAAACAAAAAUACAAUUUAAGAGCAUUUAAAAACAAAUUCAUUAUUCUCGAAUCCUCAACUGUCAUUACCUUCUUUCUUUGACCUCCUCCUCCUCCCUUUCUUUGUAUCCUAGUUAUUAAUUAUCCCAGCAAAUCCUUUCCAUAUUUCAUAAUAUUCUGUCAUUACAUUACCCUAAACAGUUUUAAUCUUAUCUUUCAAUAAGAAAAUAAACCUUAAAGCUUAAAACUUAAAUCUUAUCCUUACCAGCUUCUCAUAACCAUAAUAUUCUUUCAUAAUUCUUUAAACAUCUUUACUAAAGCCGAGUAAUUUCAUUCCAACAUUUUUCUGAUAUUCAUCAAUUUUAUAAAACAGUUCUAAUGGUAGAAAAAAGAAAUACAAACAGAUCCAAUCUUCAUCCAACGUCCCUUCCUCCUGGUUCUGGGUUUUGUCAGUCCUUAUUAUCCCAUCGAUCUGGCCCAUUAACCUGGCAACCUUAUAUCCGAGGCCCUCAAGUCUCUUCCAUGUCCCUUCCGCAGCUCUUCUUCAUAUUUUCCCUUGUCUCCUGCUCGUGGUAACUCCAGCUUGGCAAUAUUUUUAACCCUUCUCGACAGAUCAGCCCCUUUUCCAUAUUCAGCACUAAAUUCCAUAUGGUAUUUAAAAGCAUGUUUCAAAGACCCUCCAAAAUUAAGAGCCCCCACAAUCCCAAACAUCUCACGGCCCAUUGCCAGAUUUGAGAAGUCCAAACAUCCCAGCAUAGGGGGGUCAAUCCAGCCCCCCAUUUCCAAGCCAAACCAAAUUUUUCCUUUCCAAAUCUGGCUUUUUCCAAGUUCAUUUGUCAAAUCCGAAAACUCAUAUUCCUGUUGGGCCUGUUCUGUCAGGACACACUCCUGAUUUAAUUCCUGGGUGGGCUCCACAUAUUUUCCCACUGUCUGUUCAAAAUUUCCCACUGCCUGUUCAAAAUUUCUAGUCGAAGUCGUCAUCAAAUUCACCUUCUCAUGUAACUGUUCCAGUAGGGCAUUUGUUUUGUAGAAAGCACACAACAAAGCUUCUGAAUACAUUGUCCUGCAAGGUCAAAUGCCUAUUCCCACGAUUGUAAUCUGUAAACAGCUGCCGGCUCCCUGGAGUUGGUUACAGUUUCACAGUCUCCCUCUAGUGGGAAAACUUCUAUUUGUUCUUGCAACAAAGUUUCCCUUUUUGAGAUACUUUGUCAAUAUUUGUUCCUUUGAAAUGCGAAGGGCAACAGUGGAAUCACUAUGUUUCUCUUCUUUUAGCUAUCUGUCAAAAACGUUUGUCUCUGGUCAAAGAACUUCAAAUGUCAGUCCUGACACCCCGCUCCAGGAUCAGGACGGAGGAAAGUUGCUUUACUUUAAACUCACUUUAAACAGUCCAAAAAAGAUCCCCCUUCUUCUCCUGUCGAAGGGGAGUUCCACAAUUUUAAAUGAUGAAAUCCAAUCCUUUAAAAGCGAUUUUCUGAGCUCUGGUUUACGUUGUCUUUGCUUUAUUAUGUCUACAGAAGAACGGAAGGCUGACUUCCUGUUUAGACCUUCCCGUUCCGUACCAAAUUGAAAUAAAUUUUUAAGAUCCAAUUCCUUUCUGCUCGCAAGUCCCCAUCUAAUGUCCAGUUGUUCAAAGUACUCAUGGGUGCUUAUUUUAGAGUCCAAAUUGUCCCAGAAAAAAGGCAGCGCUCUCUGGCAACGGCUAUGCGGCUUCGCUCCACGGAAAUAGCAGUUGACUCACAGCACCGUGCCACUUCCCCCUCUUCACUUCGGAGCCCGUUAGUGGGUUCCUUAGCGAGUUGGGGGGGGGCGCUAAAGGUGCCCGCCGAGUACCAUGGUCACAGGCUUCAUCCGCCUGUGAUUUUUAAAAGGGUCCCCGCUUCGCCGUAGCGGAGAAGACCCAUUUCCCGCGGAGCUAGUCCCUCCAGUUCAGAGGGAGUCCGCCAUUGCCGAUGGCGCCACCCCGGAAGUCCUCCAGAUAGAAGGUGUUUUUUGAGCCUGGACUUGAGGGUCCUUUUCUUUGGUUUGUGUGUUAUUAUUGCCCUGAACAUAUUAUUGCCUCUCUCUCCCCCCUAGGUCAUCUACUAUGCAAUGUUCUUCAUCCUGGUCACCUACUCAACAUUGUAA
This is a messenger RNA of Podarcis lilfordi (Lilford's wall lizard), 12047 nucleotides long. Lineage: Eukaryota; Metazoa; Chordata; Lepidosauria; Squamata; Lacertidae. The record is from the annotation of a GenBank genome assembly.